Molecule: messenger RNA, 1363 nt
Organism: Anguilla anguilla (European eel)
Lineage: Eukaryota; Metazoa; Chordata; Actinopteri; Anguilliformes; Anguillidae
Gene: lin7b
Product: lin-7 homolog B (C. elegans)
Exons: 6
Coding region: 122-745 (207 amino acids)
Biological process (GO): protein localization to basolateral plasma membrane; maintenance of epithelial cell apical/basal polarity; neurotransmitter secretion
Cellular component (GO): basolateral plasma membrane; synapse; cell-cell junction
Molecular function (GO): L27 domain binding
Source: RefSeq, a predicted model, not a curated record
AUUUGAGACCCACACGCAAGUGCAGUGAUUAUGCGCAUAAUUUUGCAUGGCGUGAUGUCAUCCAACACAGCCAAAGGCUUCUCAAUGAUGUCAUGGUAUUAUAUGGGCGAACGAAACAGACAUGGCGGCGAUGACGGAGUCCCUCAGCUUAGAAAGAGAUGUGUGCAGAGUGAUCGAGUUGCUGGACAGAUUGCAGAGAAGCGGCGAGCUUCCCCCACCAAAACUGCAAGCUCUACAGAGAGUCCUUCAGAGCAAGUUCUGUGCCGCCAUCCGAGAGGUGUACGAGCAGCUCUAUGACACCCUGGACAUUGUCGGAGGGCCUGAGGUUCGAGCCCAAGCUACUGCUAAGGCCACAGUCGCAGCCUUUGCCGCCAGCGAGGGCCACGCCCACCCACGGGUGGUAGAGCUGCCAAAGACUGAGGAGGGGCUGGGCUUCAACAUCAUGGGGGGCAAAGAGCAGAACUCCCCCAUUUACAUCUCCAGGGUGAUCCCUGGGGGUGUGGCCGACCGGCAGGGGGGGCUGAAGCGCGGCGACCAGCUGCUGUCCGUCAACGGAGUGAGUGUGGAGGGGGAGCACCAUGAGAAGGCGGUGGAGCUGUUGAAGGCAGCGCAGGGCUCGGUGAAGCUGGUGGUGCGCUACACCCCCAAGGUGCUGGAGGAGAUGGAGGCGCGCUUCGAGAAGCUGAGGAGCGCCCGCCGACGGCAGCAGCACACCAGCUACUCGUCUUUGGAGUCUCGAGGCUAACUGGUCUAGUCCUUCAAUCAAGCUAAUAUUAAGCCCGCCUACCCAAGCCCUCUGGUCCAAUAGGAAGCCAGAUGAUAAAGCGACCGUGCAACGAAAAAGGAAAAAUUUAAGUAGCUGUGUUAGAUCUAGACUUGUUGUCAGAUGUUAUCCAAAUUAGACAGUGGUUUCAACACAGUUAUCCGCAGAUCUGAGUACUACUAGAGAAACCUACCAAGGUCAUCCAAAAACUUUGAGUAAUUUUUCAACAUUAAGCUACUGAACCACAUGCUCUUUCAGUGUUGAGCUGAAUGGAACAGGUCUUGUUUGUAUUGGUGAAUGAAAAUAGUAUAUUGCAUUGGUAUGUUUAGCAGGUUUUAUUUAUUUUAUUUAUUUAUUUGUUUUUUUGUGUCGCUGAGGAAUUAAAAAAAAACUUGAGCAGCGACCCGAUCAUGUCUCGGUUACCUGAGCUUGCGACCCGGCAUACUUUGCAUAUGUUUGGGUCACGCCCCUUCAGUCAUUUACCGUAUAAUUUAUAAUUUAAUUUAUGUAUUUACCCAUGAAAUACCGAUAGAUUUUCAUAUUUGCAUCCGGGUGUAAUCGUGUCUUGCCAUUUCUGUAUUAAAUCAUAGUUAACCUGAA